Sesamum indicum (sesame) is the source of this 1875-nucleotide messenger RNA. RefSeq names its product laccase 14 (gene LAC14). Gene Ontology annotation, molecular function: hydroquinone:oxygen oxidoreductase activity; copper ion binding. Gene Ontology annotation, biological process: lignin catabolic process. The record is from RefSeq and is a predicted model, not a curated record. NCBI's taxonomy places the organism in Eukaryota, Viridiplantae, Streptophyta, Magnoliopsida, Lamiales, Pedaliaceae. Gene Ontology annotation, cellular component: apoplast.
AGAUGGGAGUCAACAACUGUCCAAAGCCUGCAGGAAUGUUGGCUGUCGUGUUCACUCUGGCAGUUCUUGUUCAAAGUGCUUAUGGCAGAAUUCAUCACCAUAGAUUUGUGGUGAAGUCAAGUUCAUACACUAGGCUGUGCAGCACAAAGAAAAUCCUGACGGUGAACGGAAAGUUCCCCGGCCCGACUCUAACAGCUAGCAGAGGGGAUAGAUUGAUCAUCCAGUUCCACAACAAGGCUAAAUACAAUAUAACACUUCACUGGCAUGGAGUGAGACAGCCGAGAAAUCCAUGGUCGGACGGUGCGGAGUAUGUUAACCAGUGUCCUAUUAGGCCAGGGGAGAAGUUCACUUAUAAUGUUCAAUUGACAACAGAAGAAGGAACUAUGUGGUGGCAUGCACACAGUGGGUGGGCAAGAGCAACUGUACAUGGAAUGAUCAUUGUAUAUCCAAAGCCUGGGACUAGUUAUCCUUUUCCUAAGCCUUAUGCUGAGGUUCCCAUUAUUCUAGGGGAAUGGUGGAAAAAGAACGUGAUGGACAUACCAGGAAAUGCAAAUAAGACUGGAGGAGAACCAAUACUGUCUGAUGCUUACACUAUCAAUGGACAACCUGGUGAUCUGUAUCCAUGCUCCAAACAAGAAACUUUUAGAAUGAAUGUGAAGCAUGGAGAAAGAUAUCUCCUCAGAAUAGUCAGCGCUGUCAUGGACGAAAACGUCUUCUUCUCCGUCGCGCAACACAAACUUACCUUGGUGGGAACGGAUGGAUUCUACACGCAACCGUUUCAAACGGACUACAUCAUGAUCACUCCAGGCCAGUCGAUGGACGUUUUGUUGGAAGCAGAUCAACAGUCUAGUCAUUUAUAUUACAUGGCUGCUAGAGCUUAUUCAAGUGCAUUUGGAGCCGGUUUUGACAAGACUACAACGACAGGGAUUUUGCAGUAUGGAAGAGCAUCCGAUCAUUCUUCGUCUCCUAUUUUUCCUCGACUCCCUCCUUAUAACUCCACACAAGCAUCGACUGAAUUUUCGAGGAGAUUGAGAAGCCUGGCUAGCAGAGAGCACCCUAUUGAUGUUCCACUUAAGGUUGACACUCAUCUUUUUUUCACAGUUUCUGUCAACCUGAUCGACUGCAGGGGAAAUUCGUGCAAGGGUCCAUUUGGCAAAAGGUUCUCUGCCAGUUUGAACAACGUUAGUUUUGUCCAGCCUUCAGUUGACAUCCUGCAAGCUUAUUACCAUCACAUCCGUGGUGUUUUCGAGGGGAACUUUCCGAGAAAUCCUCCUGUGAAGUUUGAUUAUACAGGCAAGAACUUGCCUGAUAAUCUUCUUACACCGGAUUUUGGGACCAGGGCUUUGGUCUUGGAGUACAAUGCUAGUGUUGAGCUGAUUUUGCAGGGGACUAAUGUGCUGGCCAGUGAUAACCAUCCAAUUCACUUACAUGGGUAUGGCUUCUAUGUCGUGGGGUGGGGAUUUGGGAACUUUGACCCGGAAAAGGACCCUUUGGGGUAUAAUCUUGUUGACCCUCCUCAGGAGACAACGGUAGGCAUCCCUAAUAACGGUUGGGUUGCCAUCAGAUUCAGGGCAGAUAAUCCAGGGGUUUGGUUCAUGCACUGCCAUUUGGAGAGGCAUCAAAGCUGGGGAAUGAGUACAAUUAUAGUAGUGAGAAAUGGGGACACAGCUCAAACUAGACUACUUCCCCCACCCCAUGAUUUGCCUUCAUGUUGAGAUCCAUACAUAGCUUUUUGCAGAUUGUCUUUUAGAUGCUAAACUAGAGAAUGCAUUCAUUGUUGAUUCCUUAUCUAUUUUCUGAUUAGUUCAGAUAGUUUAUAAACUUUAGUAUUAGUUUAUCACGUCCAAAAUGCUUCUAUUAUAAACUAAUUCUCAA